AUGUUAGAAGCAGUAAGAUCUGGUGGGAAAAUUCCUGAACAAGCAAAUAUGUCUAAUUGUAUGUCACUACGUGAUUUAGCCGCCGAGUAUAAAGGGAAGGGCCAGGAAGACGACAUAAAGAAGCAGCUGAUGAAAGAGGAAAUUUUAAUUCGAAUUCAGGAAACAACGAAGUUGAUACAUGAAACGUCUUCAAAACCAGUAGAUGAAAGUAAUGGAGGAAGCAAUAGUGAAAGCGGCCAUAUUGAAAAAAUGGAGUGGGAUUCGCUAUAUGAGCUGUCAGCCAAUGUCAUGGAUGAUUACACAAGACAUGUGGAUUCCAUUCUUGCAGAUUUGGAUCAACUGUACCAAAAGCAAUACCUAUGGCAGGAAUCCGCCUUUGUGAUAGACUCCCAUAGAGGGGCAGCGGUUAUUGGCAAAGCUGAGGGAUGGAUGAAACUGAAGGAGCAGCAUUUAGAUCACAAGCUCGAAGAAUUCGAAAGGUCCGCAAGUGUUAUCAAAAGCACUAUAGAGAGACUCACUACAGGAAAAUGA
Molecule: messenger RNA, 531 nt
Organism: Zygotorulaspora mrakii
Lineage: Eukaryota; Fungi; Ascomycota; Saccharomycetes; Saccharomycetales; Saccharomycetaceae
Gene: GMC2
Product: Gmc2p
Exons: 2
Coding region: 1-531 (176 amino acids)
Source: RefSeq, a predicted model, not a curated record